UUAUGAAUAUGUCAUAAAAAUAAUGUAGUGCAGGACCCAUGUGCUCCAUGGCCCAUAUUUUGUGUUUGUGUGCGUGACGUCACAGAGUCAGCUGGCAAAUGUUUACAUCCAGCGCUGCUCGCCGUGAACGUUUAUGGGAAGAAACCGAGAGACAGAAACAACAGGAGACAUUUAACCGAAUGGACAGCUAACGGACCUUAAUAAGGGUGUUUUAGGGUGUCAGACGAUUCAGCUCGGUAGACUGUGAAGUCGUCGUCGGGGUGUUUUACGGGACGAGUUUCUACCCAAACACCUCCAUCCCAAUUUUUCCCGUCUUCGUUUGCGUUUAUUUUUUGCAGAGCUAAAAUGGGAGGUGCAGUCAGCACUGGGGAGGACAAUGACGAGUUAAUUGACAACCUGAAGGAUGCCCAGUACAUUCGCUCAGAUCUGGUUGAACAUGCCUUCAGGGCCAUUGAUCGUGCUGACUACUAUCUGGAAGAAUUCCGUGACAGUGCCUACAAGGAUCUGGCCUGGAGACACGGCAACAUCCACCUCUCUGCGCCCUGUAUCUACUCUGAGGUGAUGGAGGCUCUAGACCUGCAGCCUGGCUUGUCCUUUCUUAACCUGGGCAGUGGCACAGGCUACCUCAGCACCAUGGUGGGACUUAUACUGGGACCAUUUGGUGUGAAUCAUGGUGUGGAAUUACAUGAAGAUGUUAUGGAAUAUGCUUAUCAGAAGCUGGACUUCUUCAUCAAGACAAAUGAUAGUUUCGACAGGUUUGAGUUCUGUGAGCCUUCCUUUGUGGUGGGCAACUGUCUGGAGAUUGCCCUGGAAAGCAGGCAGUAUGACAGAGUUUACUGUGGCGCAGGGGUCCAGAAAGAACAUGAAGACUACAUGAAGAAGCUGUUGAAGGUUGGGGGCAUCUUAGUACUGCCUCUGGAAGAAAAGCUCACUAAAAUUACUCGGACAGGAUAUAACACAUGGGAGACGAGAAAGAUAAUUGCUGUGUCCUUCGCACCACUUGUGCUCCCUAAGCACAGAGAAAAUGGCAAACCGAGAGCAGUAUCUCUACCUGUCAUGUUCGAGCUGCGGAGUCUUCAGGAUCUGGCCCGCAUUAACAUCCGUCACAUUCUAAAGAAAUCCAGUUCUGGAUCCUUGCCGCUACCACGGAGAAAUGGAUUGAAGCGGAGAAAUCACUUUAUACAGAGACGAGAGCAUCGUGAAACCCCUCUUCUGACCAAUAGUUAUUUGUUCAUGAGUCGCUUGAUUCCCGGACCCAUGGACAACAACAACAAUCAGUCUUCCACAGACAAUGAGGAUGAAGAUGAAGACUGCAGAAGGGUUUGUGAACAACAAGAAGAGAAUGAGAGAAGGAAUGAGGGCAGUGUUUUGGUGAUAGAGACUCCAGUAAACCUCUUAAGAGAGAGGAUCCUUAGCCUGCCUUUGCCAGACCCUCUCAAGAUGUAUCUUCUUUACUACAGAGAGAAGUAGACUUCUCCUUCCAGUGAAUAGUCUAUUCUAUUCUAAUGUACCUAGCACGGUCACAUCAAGAAUUCACUUUUUGCAUUAUCCUGAUAACCUUUUUCAAAGAAUUUCACCACUCUUUGUUCAGCCAAGUCAGGAUGCAUAGAUACUCAAUUUUAUUUAUAAAGAAAAGUUUUAUUUGGUUUAAUGCUGGAUCUGGAUUCAUGGUCUAAAAUGC
Carassius carassius (crucian carp) is the source of this 1681-nucleotide messenger RNA. Its product is annotated as protein-L-isoaspartate O-methyltransferase domain-containing protein 2-like. Gene Ontology annotation, cellular component: cytoplasm. The record is from RefSeq and is a predicted model, not a curated record. Lineage: Eukaryota; Metazoa; Chordata; Actinopteri; Cypriniformes; Cyprinidae. The transcript is spliced from 6 exons. Bases 346 to 1470 code for a protein of 374 amino acids. Gene Ontology annotation, biological process: protein modification process. Gene Ontology annotation, molecular function: protein-L-isoaspartate (D-aspartate) O-methyltransferase activity.